This is a messenger RNA of Gloeophyllum trabeum ATCC 11539, 1150 nucleotides long. RefSeq names its product LexA/Signal peptidase. Gene Ontology annotation, molecular function: serine-type endopeptidase activity. The record is from RefSeq and is a predicted model, not a curated record. The transcript is spliced from 9 exons. Bases 1 to 579 code for a protein of 192 amino acids. Gene Ontology annotation, cellular component: membrane; mitochondrial inner membrane peptidase complex. Gene Ontology annotation, biological process: mitochondrial respiratory chain complex assembly. Lineage: Eukaryota; Fungi; Basidiomycota; Agaricomycetes; Gloeophyllales; Gloeophyllaceae.
AUGAAAGACCGUCCAAUUCUCCGACGAUCUUUAUACUCUCUAUUCUGGCUUCCGACUGCCAUAGUGUUUACUGAGUACUUCGCCGUAAUCAAGCAAGUCAAAGGACCGAGCAUGCAGCCUACGUUAAAUCCCAACACGUCUGAAUGGCAAGACGUCAUUAUAUUCGACCGGUAUCAUGCAAAGGUUAUGCCUCAGUAUGAGAGGGGAGACAUUGUCGCCGUGUGGUCACCCUCGGACCCGAACAGAUUAUUCGUGAAAAGGAUAAUCGCCUUGGCUGGGGAUAUCGUAAAGACAUUACCGCCCUACCCCGAUGCGGAGGUGCGCGUUCCAGAGGGGCACGUUUGGAUAGAAGGCGAUGAGCGCUUCCACUCAGACGACAGUAACAAAUUCGGUCCUGUACCGCUGGCUCUGAUCGACUCGAAGUUAUUCUACAUCAUCUUCCCGCUCGACAGGAUAGGCCCAGUGCCCUCACAUCGAAAACAUCGUACAGACCUUCCCAGGGGCCCGGCAUGGCGUCACGAGCAAGCAGACAUCGAGAGGCAACGAUGGCGGGAGUCAAGAGUGACAAUAGGCAGUUAAGAAUGGGUAGCAGCAAACCUAGCGAUGUUGAUACAAUCGGGCUCCAGCAUAUACUAUCUGCUACACGAGGAUCUAUGGUAUAUCUCUACCAUCAGUCGUGAUCAUGAGGCUAUAAAUUAUGAUUCAUCUCUUUCACGCGUCUCCGGCGCGUCUCUUUUCUUCAAGUCGGCGAAUAACGUUACCCUGAUGGUCCUGGGGAGCCAGGCCUAGGAUCUCGUCCGCCUCGGGUGACCCAGCCAAAGGCACGUCCUUGCGCAAGGAGACCUUAACCGGGGAUACUCCUUCCCUGUAGGCCAGGGCAAAUACAACAUCCAUGUCUUCCAGCGAGCGGCCAGCAGUCUCGGGGAAGAACAGGUACACGACGGGUAUAAUGAAGGCGUUCAAAGCGGCGAAAACGAUAUAAGUCCGCCAUUUGAUAUGGUCGAACGCAGGUCCAGUGACCAUCACGACAACAAAGUUGAAGAUCCAGUUGGAUGCGGUACUUAGAGCGUUCGCCGGAGCCCGGAUCCUCAGUCCCACAAUUUCGGCAGGGUAUAACCAAGUCAUCCCCAGCCAGCCGACGGCGAAGAAC